Molecule: messenger RNA, 3526 nt
Organism: Acanthaster planci (crown-of-thorns starfish)
Lineage: Eukaryota; Metazoa; Echinodermata; Asteroidea; Valvatida; Acanthasteridae
Product: lysosomal proton-coupled steroid conjugate and bile acid symporter SLC46A3-like
Biological process (GO): transmembrane transport
Cellular component (GO): plasma membrane
Molecular function (GO): transmembrane transporter activity
Source: RefSeq, a predicted model, not a curated record
GUACGGUUGGCCGGUUGAGCCUUUCUCACACUUCGUGGGCCGGCCGUAGAAAUUGUGGGAAGCCGCAAGCUAGUGGCUUACAUAUACAUGUAAUUAAGAGUGGCAAUUCCAGCCAUAGCCAAUAAUUCGGACAGCCUUCAUUGGUCGAGUUCUUGUCUAAUCAUGUAGCAAAGAUUGUUUUGCGCCGCUGCGCAUGCAAUCUUUGGGUGCGUGUUGUUUACCCAAGAGUUUGCUGAGGGUGACAUAAUCGCUUUUUGAUAUAGCGGUAAAAAUAAGCCGGGAUCGACCAAAGUGUCUGAGGUGUGUGUUUUCCCAUGGCAAAGGGCCGAAAGGUGCUCCACGCCAGUUACAUCAACGGCGUAGGCCUGGACGUACAUGUAGGUGCUGAUCACUGGUAUUAAGAAAGUUUGGACCGCCAGAGUCACCGUCCGUCAGAGACAUCGACAGUGAUCGGUUGAGCGGAAUUGGACUUGAUGUUGUUUGUGGUCGUCGCUUCAGAACUAGUGUAUCGUUCUGCGUAGCAGGCUGUCCAUGCCAGCACCACAAUGACUGAUGCAACAGAGACAGAACUGCUGAUUAAGACCAAACCUGCUGAUGACAAUGACAAGAGGCAAUGGGAUGGAAACCGGCUACGGGCCAGCCGGCGCUGGAUCACCAUCGAGCCGGUCAUCUUCACCUGCCUCGUCGCCUACGGCACCAUUGCGACACUGCGCGCCGAAUACAUGCGGAUGCUGGUCUUGCGGGAGCACGGCAUCAACAGCACAACCGGAGGCGGGGAUCAGAACUGUAACGUGAACACCUCGAGCCCGGAGUAUCUCCUAGAGGAGGAGAUCCAGGCCGAGACUGCCCUGCGGGUCAUGUACUUGGUCCUGUGCAGCUCAGGCCUGAACAUCCUGUCUGCACCGCUGUUGAGUGUCUGGAGUGACCAUGCAGGCCGCAAGCCCGCACUCUUCAUCUGCAGCUUUGGGAUCUGGGUCAACACCGCGGUCUACCUGGCGGUCACCGGCUUCCACCUGUCACCGUACUACCUCUUCAUCGGGGAGGCGGUGCAGGGGCUGACGGGCAGCCUGAUCCUCAUCCUUGCCGUCUCACUGGCCUACCUCGCUGACGUCACCACCAAGGAGAGGCGCAUGUUUCGUUUCGUGGUCGUCGACACCACGCUGUUCUUCGCCAUCGCGGUCGCACAGGUUGCGAUGGGCUACGUGGUGAAGUAUUUUGGUUUCGUCCCACCGUUUGUGGCAAUGUGCGCCGCAUGCGGAGUCGCCCUUCUUUACAUCAUCGUACCGACGUUGCUACUGGAAACGCGUGAAAAAGACAGCAGUUCCUCAUCUGUACGCCAGUUUUCGGAUAUGUUCCUAAGUCUCGUUGUGGUGUUUCGUGUCAAAGAGGACAACAGACAUAUCCGACUGGCUCUGCUAAUUGUGAUGGGGUUUUUUUUCACGUUGAUGUUUCAGGGUGCACUAGGCACAUCAGUCUUGCUGGGCUUGGGCGCCCCAAUUUGCUGGUCCACAGUCACAGUGGGAAUCUUCACAGCCGUCACCUUGUUUGGAAGUUGCCUGGGGCUUCUCGUCGCCGGCAUGACCCUUCCUCGCUUCGUCAAGGAGCACUGGAUGCUCUAUCUCGCCUGUCUCAGCUCUCUAGGCAGCUAUCUCCUGACUGGUUUCGCCUCCACAUCUCUUAUGCUGUUCUUAGCCAGCGCUGUCGGGUGCAUUCAAAACCUACCUGGGCCAGUCAUUCGUACCAUGCUGUCAAAAGAAGUGUCAGAAGAUGAACAAGGCGUUAUUUUUGCAAUCAUCGGUGUCAUCGAAAGCGUAGCCAAUUUCGGAUCGCCGCUGUUGCUGAAUGCCUUGUACGCUUCGACGGUGAAGAUCUACCGCGGGCUGACGUUUUUUGUGCUAGCAGGAGUGACCACCAUACCAGCAACACUCAUAAUGAUUCUGCACGGCAUGUCGAUACGCAAACGGAAAAUGCACUUGAAGGACCUCAAGGAAAACCCAGCACCCAUACAGGUAGACGAAAGCAAAGAGUUGAUGUAGUUGCUCGUCUGUGUUUGUCAAGACCCUUGGUUUUGUGUCACCCUGAGCUUCUGCCCUGGUCGCCAUUAACUCAGAGCUGUAUAGAGAGAGAGAGAGGCGCUGGCUUCAGAUAUUGGAAACAAAAUGGCUUUUCUUUAUGUCUACGGUCGAUCCACAGCAUGUAGUUACUAUACUAAAUGUCCGUGUACACUGAGGCAUACACCUGACAGUUUGUUUCCAAGAAUGGUGUCACUAAUGUCAUGUGGAAAUUCUUUUCAUACUCGGCUAUACCGCAAUUCAUGGCCUGCCUGUGCUGAUUAACAAGAGGCCGAGGUGUCUUCAAGUAAGAAUAAAUUCUGGUACACUGAGUUCUUCACAUUCACAUGAACAUAACAAUUUGAACUCUCCACACUAAAGACUCUGUUGCUAUACCUUGUGAUUAGGGGCAAACCUUUGCUUAGUCACAUAAGAGAUGCCUUACGCCAAUACACUGUUUACAAUGAAUAAGAAGGGUAAAAAGGAACCAGUCCAUUCCAGAGAUGGCGGUUGCUUUGUAAAAGCUUGCCCCAAUUCACGAAAGAUAGCAGCAGUGUCUUCUGACUGGGGGAAUGGAAACCAUUAUGUUUCCGUGCAAUCAGAUAACUCAGUAUACCAGAUUUUAUUCAAAUUUAACUCGCAAAUGGUCUAUUGUCAUUCUUGCAUUUUGUUCUGCAUCACGACCUCUGGGUCGUGUUUGAAUACGAUAGUGCUUAGUGCUAAUUUCUCAUUGUUACGCGCGGGAAUAUCUUGUGCUAACAUUUUUUUUUACAUGUAAAAACUCACUUUAAAAUUAGAUGGAUUUGAAUUUCUAUUAAGUGCUGCGAUUGCAACUCAAGGGUAAAAAAACACCUGCUGCUUUUUUAAACUGUUAAAUCCAAUUAACCCUCAAAGAGCCGGGGGAGGGAGAGGAAUCUGCCCCCCCCAUUGAUUUUUUCUUAAAGCAUCUUUAAGAUUAUUUUCUGCGUGCUAAUACUUUAUGACAAUUUUUUCCAAUGUUUUAGCUUCAUUUUGACCCCAAAUUUAUGAAAAUUGGACGUGGCGUUCUCUCUGCGUGAUGUGAAGUUUACCGUGACUUUGUACGCAGCAGUACACCAUACAAAGGACAGAGUGGUAUCCUAUCAUGAAUAAUUAAUUAGUCAUAAUUAUGCAAAGACUUAAUUAACUUACAUGAAAUUUCACACAGAUGAUAAGUAUGGAUACCUCUAUGACACUGCUAAAUUUCAUUGAAGUACAUCAUCUUAUGGUCGAGAUCUGAGGCCCCCCCGGCUGUGACAAGGCCAAUAAAGCCCGGCUCUUUGAGGAUUAAGCCAUUGAGAUAUUUAUCGAGGUACUGCUAUAUGCAUAGCAUGCAUUUGUAUUGGUGUAAUGAUAAUCGGAAUGUACAAACUAACAUCUAACAUUUUUGGGGGGCACCAAGAUUUUUCUUUUAGUGUGGCAACACAAUUUGACAUUUUAAAACCUUUUAUGACCUU